AUAUAUAUGAUUGACUAAAGGCUAUUUGAAGAAAGCUGCUGGGUUGCAAAAUAGUUUUCAUUGUAUUUUUUGUUUUGAGUUUUGGAAAUAUAUAUGUGGCUCUUUUUAUGUGGCAUCUCCAUUACUGGAGGCUUGCAAUCAUGGUAACCCAUUCUGUAUGAUCCUCUGCUAAUCUCUUUGUGGAUGAAUAGUUCUUUUGAUCCACACAUAUCACAUCACACUGUCCAUCCAAGAUCUUCUUUUUCUGUCUUGUGCUCUUCUGUCAUCAGCUUUACCUUGCAGUGCGUGUAAACAUGAAUCACCCACUGAAGCUCUUAAAAUAUGCCCUGCUACUCAAAUCUUUUAAUAAGAUCUCUAAUUAGAUUUUGCUGAGUUCCAAUCAUCUGCAGUAUUUCUUUGUUGGUUACGGGGUCUAUCCAUGAUUUUUUUCUAUAACACCAUAAUUCGACGGAUUGUAGUUUCAUUAUGAUUGAUUCUUUGAAUAUCCAUGUUUCAUAGCUGUAAUUUAACAGACCAAAUGUAAGUUCUGAAGAUUUGGAAUUUAGUCUUCAGACUUAUGUCCUUCUGAGAUGUUUAUUCUUCCAGAAUGACUCUUUUGCUCCUGCUAUUCUGGUGUUGACUUUAGUAUCAGAUCUUCCAGUAAUGAUGCUUCCUAAGUAGUAAUCAUUUCUCAAUUGCUGUACAGCACUGUAAUUAACUGGAAUCUUGCUUGUUUUCCCAGGAUCCUUGUAUACCACCAUAGUUUUUGUUUUAUCUCGAGUUGAAUGUGGAUCAUAUUAUUUGCCAUAUUCAUACAUAAUUUCCACUAACUUCAUCAGACCUAGUUCUAAAUCAGCCACCAGCACCGUGUCAUCUGCAUAGCAAAUGUUAUUAACCCGUUUUCCAUUACUUUUAACAGGGGCAGCUCCAGGCACCAGCGCAGCAAACUCGUGCCUGGGGCGGCAAGCCGCGGGGGGCGGCCUGCCAGUCGAUGUGAGGGCGGCAGUCAGGCAGCCUUCGGCGGCAUGCCUGCGGGAGGUCCGCCGGUCCUGCGGUUUCGGCGGCAAGUACGCCAAAGCCGCGGGACUGGCAGAUCAUCCGCAGAAACGCCACCUAAUCCGCGUGACCGUGGACCGCCUGCAGGCAUGCCUAACUGAAGCCCGCCUAACUGCCGUGCUUGGGGCGGCAAAAAACAUAGAGCCGCCCCUGCUUUUAAUAUAUCUAUUUUGUCAAUUAAUUAAUCAAACGAACACUCACUAUAAAUGUUGAAUAAAAUUGGUGGCAUUAUACAGCUUUGGCUCACUCCUCUCUUGAUAUCCAUUUCAUUUUCAUCUUCCAUUACAAUUAUACUGGAAUCAGAAGGCAAUUAUAUGACUCAAAGUUCAUAUCUCUUAGUCCUUACACUUAAUAUAUUGAGCAAUAUGUAGUGGUAGAUUCAGUCAAAUGCUUUUUGGAAGUCAGUUAAGCACAAGUAUAUUGUUUUCCCCAUUUCAGUUGAUUUUUCUAAUGUGAUCUUCAUUAUUGUGCUCUUUGUAGGUGUGAAACCAUAUUGUUGUUCACUUAUUUUCUUAUCAAUCCCUGCUCCCUUGUGGACUGUCUUUUUGCUAGAGGCUAGGGUUCCAACCUGAAAAAAAUGGCUGCACUUGAUUCUUGAGGCGUUUGUGGAGUAUUAGUGCCAAAGUUGUCAUAAUCACCCAACUUAACAUUCCUCGACUGCCAUGCAGUCUGACUGGCCUUCAGUGUGAACCGGUGCCCUGCAUGGCCAGACAUGUGAAACUGGUGACCACAGGAAUGUAAGGGGACUGAAUCAACCUAGAAAGCACCCAGUGUAUGCGGACAAAUGGAAAGGUGAAAUGUUACAAUAGGAUUGAGAUGUUCUGUAUAGGUGGAGAUGACUUUGUCACAAGUCUUCUGAGCAGCAAAGAAUACAGAGUUAUCAAUGUAGGUGGAUUGUGAAGUGGGAAAGGAGUGGGAAUUAUGGUAGAUAGAACUAUAGCUGAAAGGAUUGAAUAAGUGAAUCUGUCAUCUGAACCUGUAAUGCUAAUAGCAAUAAAAGCAUGUACAAUGAUUAUUCAAAUAUAUGUCCCAAGAAACUGCAGAUUCUGAAGAUGAUGAUGAAAAAUUCUGUGAAAACACUGAAGGAAAUCAGUGGUGGAAAGAAAGAUAUAAUGGUAAUUCUUAUCGGAGACUAGAAUGCAAAAAUGGAAGUGGAAAAAGGCCAACUUCACAGAUAUUAUUUGGUGCCAGUGAAAGAAAUGACAGAGAAGAAAGAUUCAGAGAAUUUUGAGAGACAUGGUCUCAUUAUCUGCAGUCAUUUUCAACAAAAAGAAAGCACAAAGCAUACAUGAGAAUCACCAGGAGGGAUGAAUAAAAACCAAAAUUGAUUUGAUCAUGAUCAACCAUAGGUAUAGAAAUUGUAUUAGGAAGAUUAAUGUUAUGCCAAGCACAGAUUGUGGAUCAGAUCACAGAUUGGUAAUGAGGAGACAGAAUAUAAAACUGAAAAAUUUACACAAAGUCAAAUACCUUGAAGCUCUGAGGACUUAGGAGAUGGAAAGUCACUGCAAAGAAGUGUUGUGGAUCAUUAAUGCAAAUAAAGACCAAGUGACUUGGGAAUGUCUGAAAGAUGCUAUCAAAAAUCUGCAGAUAAACCUGUAUGGUAGAAGUUACUAGCUAAGACAUCCCAUGGAUAACAUAUAAAAUCAUUGCUCUGGUGUAUGAGAGAAGGAAAGUAAAAACACAAUGAUCAACAAAAGAAAGGAGUACUGAAGACCAAUGUGGGGGUCAUGCAUUCAAAAAGCUUCUUGAAAGACUCAUUGACAAUGCAUUUUGACCUUAACUGUAAUGAGUUUAGCGGAUUUAAAUAUGGAUUGAGCAGAUGUGAAGCUUUUCAUGGAAUAUAUUCCUCAUUAUGCAACAGAGUCAGAAUGAUCUCUAAUCCUGCAUAACCUGCUGAAUGGGGAAAACCUGUUUUAUUCUGAAUAUCUUGUAUCAAAUGCUUCCCCAAUGCACAUGUGCUACAUGAUCACUGCACUUGCAGAGCAGUCUGCUCUUAGUAUGACACUGCACAGAGUCAUAUCGUUUCUCCCACUGGGGAUCCUUUAUUUUCCCCAUGUAAAUUCACCAUGUUUCUAACCAAGAAAGAUGUGACAGGAAUACUUUCUUUUACUUUGCCAGUGCCACAUGAUAAUUGUCCAGAAAAUCAGCUGUUCAUUGUUGCAAGGAAUUUGCAAUGUACUGGCUAGACUAUAGCACUGCACUUUACUGGAUCAGACCUGCUCAAAAAUAAGCCCUAACACAAAUGGUAGACACCUGCUUUUGGAUCAGAAUGAUUGAGUUCUUUCCACACUCACUGAUGAGGAGGUCUUUGUUGACCAUGGAAUUCUUACAAAUUCCUGUUGCGGUCCUACGAUACUCCAAGCUCAAAAUCAAAACGGUGUAUACUGUCAACUUGGAAUCUCGUUAUUUGCUAAUACAGGGAGUUCCUGCUUUGGGUGUUAUGAAGGAAUUAGUGGAACAAUUUGCAUUAUAUGGUGCCAUUGAAGAGUACAAUGCUUUAGAUGAGUAUCCAGCAGAACAAUUUACAGAAGUUUAUCUUAUCAAAUUCCAAAAAUUACAGAGUGCAAGGAUAGCCAAGAGAAAACUGGAUGAACGGAGUUUCUUUGGUAGUUUGCUUCAUGUGUGUUAUGCUCCAGAAUUUGAAACAGUCCAAGAGACUAGGGAGAAGCUGCAAGACAGGAGAAAAUAUAUCGCAAAAGCAACAAGUAAUAGAGUUCAUUUUGUGGUAAAGAAGAUACAGGAGCCUAAAAAGACUGUUUCAAAGAACUCAGAACAUGACUUUCAACCAGAAACCUUAGGAUUCAGUGCAGCAGGUGCAAACACUGGUAACUGGGAUCCAUCUGCAUGUUGUCCUUACCCUUACCAGCCAUCUUGUGAAUUUUCAUCAAGAAACACAGCAUGUCCUUCAGGAGGUCACUUUCAGAGAGUGUUGGCAUUCCCUCAAUAUGUCAGUAACUGUGCUGAAACUUCUGAAUCCUUUUGCCAAAGUAAACCUUUGACUCAAAGUGCACAACAGGGGGGAUAUACUAACACACCAGUUUCACUUGUGCUGCAAAGAAAAGUUUCUUCUGAUAAUGGAAUUGGGAGAUUUAUGCCCCGCACAACUCAACUGCAAGAGCGAAAGAGAAAGCGAGACCAAGGCAAUCAAAUUGACUUCAUUGGAAUAGACUCGGAUAGUACCGGAGUCAUUAUUGGUCCACGGCUACCAGAAAUACCAAAAGUGGACAUGGAUGAUGAUUCAUUGAAUACUUCAGCAAGUUUAAUUAGAAAUAAACUUACGGAGGUAGCAGUUUCUGUUCCAAAAUCAUCUGGGGAAAAGCCAGAAGAUACUCAAACAAAGCCACCAAUAAAGCAGAGAAGAAGAAUAUAGAUACCCCUGGCAGCAUCUUUGAUGAUCAUCUGUCUUUAAAGGAUGUAAUUUCAUUUUUUUUUAUUUUUUUAAUGUCAAAGGUAAAGAAAUAUUAAAUUGUCUGUAUAUUAUAAUGUAUUUUCUAGCAGUAGCAUAAACAUUCAUGAUUCUAAAUCUUGUAUUUUUUGACAUUUCAUUAAACAAAUGUCUAUAAUUAGUAGCAUUCUUGUAUCUCAAUAGCCAGACACACCGAUAAUAUUUUAUACCUCAUGAAACACUAACUCCAACUCCUUUAAAAGCCAUUUGUUAUCCUCUUACCCAUUUCUUCAGUAGCAAGUAUACUGAAGUUAAGGAAUGUGGAGAUGUAAUAUUAAAGUAAGAGUUCUGACUUGCUGCUGUUUUUACUGUCUUAAGAAAACUGAUGCAGAGAAACUGUCCUUUGCAGCAGUUUUCCAGUUGCAGAGCUACAUAUCACCAGUUUCUCGGAAUGCCUGCAUUUCAAAUGCCAUGCUGCUCUGUAAAAGAAAGAAGACACAACGUGACAAAAUAGUUGUAAAAUAAAAAAAAUUAGUUAAACUAGUUUAAGAAAGGAUGAAAGGUAUUCAGAAAAUAAUAGUGCUAAAUUGAGGCUUGUAAGAGUAAACAAAUUACUGAACAUUUGAAAACAUCUUUCCAAUUUCUCAGAUACCAUCUGGCACUUCGAUAAUGGAAAUUAAAUGUAAAUGGCUUCAAGGCAGAGAACUUAAGUCAGAACAUUCAAAGUGAUGGUUCCUUUGGGAAACCAAAGGAUACAUAUAUGUAAUACAUGUUAACGUUUUUUAGAAGGUCUCUCUCUAUAAGUCUAUAUUAUAUAACUAAAGUAUUGUUGUAUGUAAAGUAAACAAGGUUUUCAAAAUG
Messenger RNA from Chrysemys picta bellii (western painted turtle), 5281 nucleotides. NCBI's taxonomy places the organism in Eukaryota, Metazoa, Chordata, Testudines, Emydidae. The record is from RefSeq and is a predicted model, not a curated record.